UCACCAAGAAAAAGUGAAACUUCUCUGCGGUCUCCAUUGCAUCACCGAGACCGAUAAAAGGAAAAGAAAGCUUCCCGUUCCUAAUUACGUAAACACGGUUAAAGCAUGGGUUGCUUACUACUAUAGUGUGCACCUGAAGUUAAAGUGCGUGGACAGUAAAUGUGUGCAGCUAGAUUGACUCGACGAAUUAUGUUAUUUCAUGAAAGGCAUGUCUGAAGAUGGACUUACAAAUCGACUUUUUCCACAGAAAAGACAACGACAUGCACAUUCUUAAAAGUUGCGAGAGCUCAGAGGAUGAUGGGAAAAAGAUGAAGAGAAGAGAGAAAAACAGAGUGGCUGCGCAAAGGAGUCGGAAAAAACAGACGCAGAAAGCCGACUUACUGCACAAGGAGUUUGAGUGCCUGGAGCAGGAGAACAGCCUGCUGAAGAAGGAGGUGCAAGCCCUGCGGGAGGAACAGAGGAGUCUGACGGAGGCCCUGGAGGCCCACGAGCCGCUGUGCCCCUUCCUGCACUGCGCCAUGAAACUGGUGUCCAGCCCGAGGUCAGAGGUCAUGGCCAGCUGUCUCCCCAGAUAGGGCUGCAGUUCGGCCCAAGGUUGACCUUUUGCGCUUACACAGAUCUCAGGAGUCCCCCCUCCCCCCCUGAGGUGCACAGGGCGUGGGCUGCACCUGCAUUUGACUCUGCCUCUAUGAUCAGGAGGAUUCCGGAAAGUUGGAAAAACGGAACAUUCCAGGGUUUUGACUGUUCUGUAAAAACCUGCAGCCCACGGGUCUCGCAAGCUUGGUGUGGUCUCGCAAGCUUCCAGAUUGAAAGACAGUGAUCUCGCAAGCUUUCAGAUUGUGCGCGCUUCUGAAUCUGUUGUCAUGUACAGGUACAUAACCUUGUAGCCUGUUGUGUGAAAUGUAAAUAAAGCCAGAUAUUUGGAAGGUGAUGUAAAAAUAAACAGUCUCUUAAGCUGCC
This is a messenger RNA of Anguilla anguilla (European eel), 960 nucleotides long. It is a transcript of the gene batf3, whose product is annotated as basic leucine zipper transcription factor, ATF-like 3. Gene Ontology annotation, cellular component: nucleus. NCBI's taxonomy places the organism in Eukaryota, Metazoa, Chordata, Actinopteri, Anguilliformes, Anguillidae. Gene Ontology annotation, molecular function: DNA-binding transcription factor activity, RNA polymerase II-specific; RNA polymerase II cis-regulatory region sequence-specific DNA binding. Bases 219 to 575 code for a protein of 118 amino acids. Gene Ontology annotation, biological process: regulation of transcription by RNA polymerase II. The record is from RefSeq and is a predicted model, not a curated record. The transcript has 3 exons.